Chrysochloris asiatica (Cape golden mole) is the source of this 2994-nucleotide messenger RNA. It is a transcript of the gene CDH5, whose product is annotated as cadherin 5, type 2 (vascular endothelium). The transcript is spliced from 17 exons. Bases 1 to 2994 code for a protein of 997 amino acids. Lineage: Eukaryota; Metazoa; Chordata; Mammalia; Afrosoricida; Chrysochloridae. Gene Ontology annotation, biological process: homophilic cell-cell adhesion; adherens junction organization; calcium-dependent cell-cell adhesion. Gene Ontology annotation, cellular component: adherens junction; bicellular tight junction; catenin complex. The record is from RefSeq and is a predicted model, not a curated record. Gene Ontology annotation, molecular function: cadherin binding; calcium ion binding.
AUGGCGACAUCGCGCAUCAUAUACUUUCCUAAAGAGCAGCUUCGAGAACCCAGCCUCUUGAACCCCUUAUUCCUGCCAAGGGCCACCAUGUGUUUCCUGACAGCCAAGGGCUGGGUCAACUUCCCCACAGACCGGGAGAAGAAAGAGAAUGGACAGAGGGUGGCAAGCAAGGCCUAUCCCCAUGUGCCACCAGCAGAGUGUGAGGCCCAGCAGGAAGCGACACUGAGCACCCAGGACCUCAGUGAGGAUGACAGAAAAUGGCACAGCCCAGGGGCCCCCAUGGAUCAGGCCCUCAGAGAGGCAGUGGGCCGAACUGCCUGGAGCUCCACACCACACUUAGCCCUGGACAGAAGGCCUGACGGAACAGAGGAGACCCUCAGCCCCCAGGCACGGUUCCUGGAGGGCAGCCUGGGCCUCAGCCUGCUCAGAGCAGGUGGAGAAGGACACAAACAGCGGCUCUUGGGCACAGUGAGAAGGGUAGGCAUGCUGAGGCUGAUCCUCCUAUGGAAUUCCUGCCUCUCCCUGCCCCAUGGGGGCUAUGUGCCACAGAGCUUUGGUCAGGAAAAGAAGGCCCAAUCUCCCCCCGCCAGCACCCAGACAUUGGCAGCCCCCUGGCUGACUUUGAGGAUCUGUCCCUCUGGGAAGAUGCAGACACUCAGGAUGGUGUUCAUCGCAUUGGGCAUCUGCCUAGGUCUGUUGGCAACAUCUAUAGGAACCACAGAUGUUGCCCAGCUAGACAUGCCCAGCAAGCUGCCCUCCCACCAGCGCCAGAAGAGAGACUGGAUUUGGAACCAGAUGCAUAUUGCUGAAGAGAAAACUGCCCCACUCCCCCAUUAUGUGGGCAAGAUCAAGUCAAGCGUGAUCCGCAAGAAUGCCAAGUACCUACUCAAAGGCGAGUCGGCUGGCAAGGUCUUCAAAGUCAAUGAAGACACAGGGGACGUGUAUGCCUAUGAGAGGCUGGACCGGGAGAAGACCUCCGAGUACCACCUCACUGCCCUCAUUGUGGACAAGGAUACCAAUAAGAACCUCGAGUCUCCUUCCAGCUUCACCAUCAAAGUCCACGACGUGAACGACAAUUGGCCUGUGUUCCCCUACCGAGUGUUCAAUGCGUCCGUGCCUGAGCUGUCCACUAUGGGGACCUCAGUCAUCCGUUUGACAGCGGUGGAUGCAGAUGACCCUACAGUGUCAGACCACGCUUCUGUCACAUACCAAGUCCUGAAAGGAGAUGACGUAUUUGGCAUUGAUGAUUCUGGAGUAAUUUUCACAAAAACGGCAAACUUGGACCGAGAAACACAGGCAAAAUACGAAAUAGUGGUGGAGGCACGAGAUGCCCAGGGACUCCAUGGGGAAUCAGGAACGGCCACCGUACUGGUCACUCUGCAAGACGUCAAUGACAACUUCCCCAUCUUCACCCAGAACAAAUACACGUUUGCUGUGCCGGAAGACAUCCGCGUGGGCAGCCCUCUGGGUUCUCUGUUUGUUGAGGACCCUGAUGAACCCCAGAACCGGAUGACCAAGUACAGCAUCGUGCAAGGCGAAUACAAGGACACCUUUACCAUCGAGACGGUCGCUACCCAUAACGAGGGCAUCAUCAAACCCAUAAAGCCCCUAGACUAUGAGCGCAUCCAACAUUACAGCUUCACCAUCGAGGCCAUGGACCCCACCAUCAACCUUCGCUACCUGGACAGCAACUCCCACAGAAACACCGCCCGCAUCUUCAUCAACGUCACAGAUGUAGAUGAACCGCCCGUCUUCCAGAAACCUUUCUACCACUUCCAACUGCGUGAGAACCAAAAGAAACCUCUGAUUGGCUCAGUGCUGGCCACGGACCCUGACGCGGCUCGGCGUGGCAUUGGAUAUGCCAUCCGAAGGACCAGUGACAAGGGCCACUUCUUCCGAGUAACCAAACAAGGGAACAUUUACAAUGAGAAAGAGCUGGACAGAGAAAUCUACCCCUGGUAUAACCUGACUGUGGAGGCCAAAGAACUGGAUUCUAGUGGGAACCCCACAGACAAGGAAUCCAUUGUACAAGUCCACAUUGAAGUCCUGGAUGAAAAUGACAAUGCCCCAGAGUUUGCCCAGCCCUAUGAGCCAAAAGUGUGUGAGAACGCAGCCUCAGGCCAGGUGGUCGCGCGGAUCUCAGCUAUAGACAAGGAUAUCACACCGCAAGAUGUGAAGUUCAGAUUCUCCCUGCGUAAUGAGGACAGCAACUUCACCCUCACGGACAAUCGGGACAACACAGCCAACAUCACUGUUAAGUACGGGCAGUUUGACCGCGCGCGUGUCAAGAUCCACUACCUGCCUGUGCUCAUCUCAGACAACGGCAAGCCCAGCCUCACGAGCACCAACACGCUGGCCGUGGCGGUAUGCAAGUGCAAUGAGCACGGCGAGUUCACCUUCUGUGAAGAGGCUGUGGCGCAGGUGGGCGUCAGCGUCCAGGCGUUGGUAGCCAUCUUCCUCUGCAUCCUCACCAUCGCAGUGAUCACCCUCCUCAUUUUCCUGCGACGGCGGCUCCGAAAGCAGGCCCGCGCGCACGGCAAGAGCGUGCCCGAGAUCCAUGAGCAGCUAGUCACCUACGACGAGGAGGGCGGCGGAGAGAUGGACACCACCAGCUACGACGUGUCCGUGCUCAACUCGGUGCGUCGCGGUGGGCCCCAAUCCCCGCGCUCUCCUAACUCGCGGCCGACGCUCUACCGGCCGGUGCAGAAGCCGCCGCGGCGCGGGCCCAGCAUGCACAGUGCGCCGGGCGAGAUGGCGGCCAUGAUCGAGGUAAAGAAAGACGAAGCGGACCACGACGGUGACGGGCCCCCUUACGACACGCUUCACAUUUACGGCUUCGAGGGCUCCGAGUCCAUUGCCGAGUCGCUCAGCUCCUUGGUCACCGACUCAUCUGACUCGGACAUCGACUACGACUUCCUCAAUGACUGGGGCCCCAGGUUCAAGAUGCUGGCGGAGCUGUAUGGCUCAGACCCCCGGGAGGAGCUGCUGUACUAG